AUGUUGGCCUUCAAAGUGCGACGUGUGCUUUCCACAGCGACACGACUCUCUCCUAUGGCACGCACAUUCGCAACGGCAGCGGCCGAAACGACAGCUACACCAGGCGCCCGCACUCACAAGGUGGUGGUGGUGGGUGGUGGUUCGGCCGGUCUGGCCAUCUCCCACCAGCUACUUAAGACGGGGCGCUUCUCGCAGGACGACAUUGCCGUGGUGGACCCGGCCGAGUGGCACCACUACCAGCCCGGAUGGACGCUGGUUGGCGCCGGACUCAAGAACAAGGAGGAGCUACGAAGGCCGCUGAACAGCCUGACGGACCCCAAGCUCAAACUGUACGCCGAGGCCGUGAGCAGGUUCGAGCCUGAGCAGAACACGGUGAAUCUGGGCAGCACCAAGCUGACGUACGAUCACCUAGUGGUGGCUCCGGGCAUCAAGGUCGACUUCUCGAGCAUAAAGGGUCUCUCCGACGCCUUGACGGACCGUGCCGCUCCCGUAGCAUCCAUCUACGGGUACGACUCAGUGUCUAAGCUCGACCCGCUCGUGCGCACGUUGGCCAAGGGUAAGGCCAUCUUCACGCAGCCCCUGGGCGGCAUCAAGUGCGCCGGCGCGCCGCAAAAAUCUAUGUGGCUCGCCCUGGACUACUGGAAGAAGGCUGGGCUGUAUAACCCCUCUUCACCGUCAACAUCACCCGUGCACAUCACCUUCGCCACGGGAAUGCCUACCAUGUUUGGCGUGCCCAAGUACGCCGCCAAGCUGGAGCAGCUGAGGCAGGAGCGCGGGGUGGAGGGUCUGUUCCAGCACGACCUGGUCGAGGUCGAUGGAGACAAGGCCGUUUUUGCCCGCCCCGACGGCCAGGAGCGAGUGGUGCGCAAGUUUGACCUGUUGCACGCCGUUCCUAAGAUGGGCCCCCACGCGUUUGUCCGCGACAGCCCCUUGGCCGACAAGGCAGGGUAUGUGGACGUGGACGACAACACGGCGCGGCACCGCAAGUACGCAAACGUGUGGUCCUCUGGCGAUGCGUCAAGCCUGCCCACGUCCAAGACAGCGGCUGCCGUAACGGCCCAGGCUCCCGUCAUUGUGGGCAACAUCCUGCGGGCCAUGGAGGGACAGACGGCCGACGCCGGGUACGACGGGUACACCUCUUGCCCUCUGCUGACCGAGUACGGCAAGGUGCUCCUAGCCGAGUUCAAGUACGGCGGCGUGCCCAAAGAGACAUUUGGUGACCUGAUUGGUUUCGACCAAGCUGAGCCCCGCCGCCUUUUCUACUACCUCAAGAAGGACUUUUUCCCAUGGGUCUACUGGAGCGCCAUGGUCAAGGGGAACUGGGGUGGUCCUAAGGGAUGGAUCAAAUAG
Messenger RNA from Geosmithia morbida, 1350 nucleotides. Its product is annotated as eukaryotic sulfide quinone oxidoreductase. Gene Ontology annotation, cellular component: mitochondrion. Lineage: Eukaryota; Fungi; Ascomycota; Sordariomycetes; Hypocreales; Bionectriaceae. The record is from RefSeq and is a predicted model, not a curated record. Gene Ontology annotation, molecular function: FAD binding; sulfide:quinone oxidoreductase activity. The transcript has a single exon. Bases 1 to 1350 code for a protein of 449 amino acids.